Molecule: messenger RNA, 1715 nt
Organism: Dendronephthya gigantea
Lineage: Eukaryota; Metazoa; Cnidaria; Anthozoa; Malacalcyonacea; Nephtheidae
Exons: 2
Coding region: 631-1518 (295 amino acids)
Source: RefSeq, a predicted model, not a curated record
AAAUCAAUUAUGCCCUAGAACUUCAAUCACGUUCACAGAAAUAUGCCCAAGAGACGUGAAUAAAAAGAAAAGCUACAAAGAUGAGAUCAUGAAUGAAAUAAUUAAAGCAAUCAACGCGCUGUUAAACACAGACGGUGGACUGAUUCAGCUUCUGUUCAAAAGUAUAUCGACGAGAAAACAGCUUGAUUCUUGCGUUAGGACCAUAGAACAAAAGGUGGACGACCUAAUAGGAACUGUGUCUUUGGUUUCCGUAGUAAAAUUUAAAGCGAAUCCCAAUGAAAUUCUCGUCGAAGUGAAGAAAGCCGAAGGACCGUUUGUUGUCAAUUAUAAUUUGUACGUUUCAACCAAAUCUCAGGUCAAAGCGAUUCCGUCAUCACAGCCUAUUGGUAUGGUAAGAAAACUGUUAAACAACAGCCAGUGUAAACCAGUCAAGAAACUAUUUACUCCUGGGUCCUUUUAUGCAGAUUUUGUCCAAAAUCAACGCGUCAAUUUCGAUGAAGAUGUUAACAUCCAAUGGAAAAAUCUCAAAUCCGAGGAAUCCGAAGGCACGCACACCACCCUCACUUUGGCUGAUCGUAUCACAGGAAUGACAAGAAUAUAAAGGAUUUUAACAAGCUCUGUGAAAUAUCCAUGAGAAAGUUUCCUGGGAGUUGCGCUGAGUUGGUGGUAGCAGCAGAGAGGGCCGCAAUCGCGUGUAAGAAUAACGAAUUCGCAGAAGCAAGAGGCUACCUUAAUGACUUUUCCACUGCAAUACAAGCUCCCGACGUGAAGGAUAUGACCUUUUUCGACGUAAGGGGACUUUGUUUGAGGAGCAGGAAUGAACGUGCUGAGGGAGAUCAUGAAAAAAGCUACCAAACAGCGAAAGAGGGUUUGCAAAUGAUGCAGUCUAUUCCACCCGAGUUUCUUACAGUAUGGUUCUAUAUUCAUGCUGCUGCUGUAACCUCUAUUUUGGCAAGCAAAGAGACUGAUCCUCAAAGAUACAAUGAUCUUGCAAAUGAAAAUCAAGCAUAUCUCCAGGCUGCUCUGAGAGACGCAAAUACACUUGACCAAGAUCAAUAUCCAAGAAGUACUGCUGAUCUCAAGCAAAAGGCGCACAUCUACUCGGCAAUGGCACACUUAGGGUGUUCUCUAAGCGGGGAACCCUUAGAACAGGGCAUCGUGACUAAGUCUGACAUCGACUUGGCUGCAUCGGAACUGAAGGCGGUCCAAGGCUCGAUCCUUGAUGGAAUCAAGCCUACGCAUUUCCAAGAAAUCGAAAUUUUACUAGCGCAAUCUGAUUUGAGUUAUAAGCGCUCCACACUUUCACGAUGCCCAGCUGGGGAGAGGCAGGCCCUCACAUGGGCUUUCGAGUACGGAAAAAAAGCACAACGUAUGGCUUUAGACCUCGAUUUCAAAGAGGCAGUUCAUUAUGCAAACAGGCGUUUAUCUCGUCUCACAGAACUGCUACUUCGUAACGCUUUCGCGUCUCGUUCAAGUCGAGCGUCAAAAAGCGACUUAGAAGCUUUAAUUGAUUUCUAAUAUUCUAAUAGGCUAGAAUAUUGCAGAAUGCUAGUUACUCGAGAAAAAAUAAACAGAUUAAAAUGCUCUAAAGACGCCUGAUGUAUGAAACUUAUUACUUCUUUCAUUUGUACUUUUUGUACUCCUUUAUGGCUUUAUCAUGACUCUUAUGUACAAUUUUGGAUUAACUCGCGCUCGUACCUACAUGUAAACAUAUG